This is a messenger RNA of Solanum verrucosum, 1164 nucleotides long. RefSeq names its product F-box protein At2g17690-like. NCBI's taxonomy places the organism in Eukaryota, Viridiplantae, Streptophyta, Magnoliopsida, Solanales, Solanaceae. Gene Ontology annotation, molecular function: protein binding. The transcript has a single exon. The record is from RefSeq and is a predicted model, not a curated record. The coding region runs from base 40 to 1164 and encodes 374 amino acids.
UUCUUCCUUUAGCUUGAUUACUUGAAAUAGUUUCCGGCAAUGGCACAAAAUAUGCCUGAUUGGUCUGAACUUCAACCUGAGUUGCUUGCUCUCAUAGCUAGGCGUUUGAAUCUGAUUGAAGAUUACUCCAUUUUCCGUACUGUCUGCAAAUCCUGGCACUCUGCAGCUACUAAGAACAAUUUUAACAGUGACCUGCCUAGAGUUCCAUGGCUGAUGUUGGCUGAGGAGGAUGGCAGUUCCUCCUGCCGAAAAUUCUUCAGCCUCUAUAAUGGCAUGAUUCUGAAGAAGAGGAUCCCGAAAGCUAGCAGAAAACUAUGUAUGGAGUCUCUGGGUUGGCUUAUUACAGUCGGAGAAGAUGAGGGUGAAGUUAGUCUAUUACAUCCCUUUUCCGGUGUUCAGAUCGAAUUGCCCCAUCAAAAUUCUACCGCAGAUUACAGUGGACGCCGGACCGGCAACCAAUGUACCUUUUUUAAGAAAGCAGUUCUGUCAGCUAGUCCUUCUCAUACAUCCGACUACAUUCUCAUGGUCAUUGAUGGAGGUUAUAUCAAGUUUUGGAAACGAGGAGAUUUGAGAUGGAACAAGAUUAUCUUGGAUCUAGGCACUCGCUCACCACGUUUUGCACGUGGUCGUGAUUUGGUAUAUUUUAAUGGCUACUUUUAUUCAGUAGAUUGUUUGGGCCGCAUCAUAGUUUAUGAUGUUGCUGGCCCUCAAUACCCUAGAAGUCUAUUGGUUGCUCAGAUACCAUUCGGUCACAGAGGUUUUGUAGGGGAAUUGUACAUCCUAGAAUCACUAGAAUCAUUAUUUGUAGUUUCGCGCAAGGGAGUCCAUCUAAGGUACUUCAGAGAUGGAACAACAGAUUUUCGUGUUUUCCAGGUUGAUUUAGCUUCUGGCAAAGGGACAGAAACCAGGGAAUUAGGGGACAGAGCAUUUUUUGUGGGUUAUAAUGCUUCUAUUUCAGUCCAAGCUUCUCAAUUUCCAGGAAUCAAGCCAAAUCAUAUUUAUUUUACAGAUCAUUAUUUGGGAUCAUACCAAACCUUUGAAGAAGGAGGAGGCUUGGACAUGGGGGUGUUCAACUUAGCAGAUGGAAGUAUCCAGCCGCAUUACAACGGUGUUUCCCUGAGUCGUAUUAGUCCUCCAACUUGGGUCACACCAACUCUAUAUUGA